AAACCAUCUGUGAUAGCACUGGGGCGAUUAACAAACGUUGGUUUAAUACUCGGCAUGUGUUAAAGCAAAAUUGUCUUGAAUAAAUGUAAUCCUGAGUAAUGGACCGUCACUCUACACGCACAAAAUAGGUCCGUUAUUAAUGAGGCUACAAGAUGAUGGGUAAGCCCAUUGAACACUUUUAGUGCAUGACCACAACAAUGAAAGGGGAUGUGACUUUAGCACUGACGGUGGUCUGUACUGCGAUCGGUGGUACUUUGCAGUACGGCUACAAUAUUGCUAUCAUUAAUGCUCCUACAACGCACAUUCAGAAAUUCAUUAAUGACACUUGCUGGGAGCGCUGGUCUGUGUCACUUGAGCAAAGUCACUUAACACUGAUAUGGACAGUCAUCAUCUCUGCCUUUUCCCUGGGUGGUCUAUUUGGCGCAUUACUUGCUGGGCCCAUGGCGGUCCGGUUCGGUCGUAAAGGUGGUCUCUUGUUAAACAACAUUUUUUUGUUCUCAAGUGCUCUGUUUGCGCUGACCAGUCGUACUGCUCAUUCCUUUGAGAUGAUCAUACUCGCUCGGCUGCUUGUGGGGAUCAACGCUGGUGUGAGUAUGAACGUGCAGCCCAUGUACUUCGGCGAGAGCGCGCCUAAGCAUCUGCGUGGAGCUGUCACCUUCUCCUCUGCCGUGUUCACCGCAUUUGGCAUCAUGCUCGGGCAGGUGGUUGGCCUGACUGAAGUGCUCGGAUCAGACUCCUGCUGGCCCUACCUGCUAGCCAGUAAUGCUCUUCCUGGGCUGUUCCAAGUCCUCACCCUGCCCUGGUUCCCUGAAAGCCCGCGGUUUCUGCUCAUCGACAAGGGAGAUAAGGAAGGCUGCAGCCAGGCAUUGAGGAGGCUCCGUGGGUGCAGUGUCUCCGAGGAGGAGAUGGAGGAGAUCCUCCAGGAGCAGGAGCUGGCCGCAGGUGCUCAGGCACGCUCCCUCUGGGGCUUGCUGUCCGACCGAAACCUGUGGCGGCAGCUCCGAAUUAUCAUGGCCGCCAGCAGCGCUAUGAUGCUUUGUGGCAACGACUCCAUCUACUUCUACGCCUCCUACAUCUUUCAGGAGGCCGGCAUUCCCACAGGGAAGAUCCAGUACAUAACAAUCGGCACGGGCGCCUGUGAGCUGACCGCCUCUAUCAUGUGCAACCUACUCAUAGAGCGCACAGGCCGCCGCCGGCUCCUCAUGGGUGGGUAUGCGAUGAUGUCAGGCUGGGCGGUGGUCUUCACCAUGGCCCUCUGCCUGCAGGGCAAGGUGCCAGGCAUGCCCUACUUAAGUAUGCUGUGCAUCUUCGCCUACAUCCUCAGUUUCGGCAUGGGCCCUGCCGGGGUGACUGGUGUGCUGCCCGCUGAGCUCUUUGACCAGAUGGUGCGGCCUGCCGCCUACAUGGUGGCUGGUUCACUCAUGUGGCUCAACCUCCUCCUGGUGGGCAUGGCCUUCCCGUUCAUCGUUGGCAACCUAGGACAGUUCUGUUUCCUUCCCUUCUGUGGCAUCUGCGUGCUGGCCUGUCUCUUCAUGUACUGGAACCUUCCGGAAACUAAAGGUCGGUCUCUGGCUGAGAUCACUGCCGAAUUUGAUAAGCGCGGCAGUGCAGAAGCCAAAGGAUCAGAAGGUAGGCUUCUGGCCGAGAUCACUGCCGAGUUUGAUAAGCACGGCAGUGCAGAAGCCAAAGGAUCAGAAGGUAGGCCUCUGGCCGAGAUCACUGCCGAGUUUGAUAAGCGCGGCAGUGCAGAAGCCAAAGGAUCAGAAGGUAGGCCUCUGGCCGAGAUCACUGCCGAGUUUGAUAAGCGCGGUAGUGCAGAAGCCAAAGAGCCAGAGGAUAAAGGUGAACAAGGACAAUCAAAUCAAGAGGAGGCCCACCAACUCAGAGAUCUUAGAUCAGGGGAAGAACCAGUGGAGAUUAAUCAUGUACAUGUGUGAAGGUUGAUUCCCACUCACACAGGUAUCUUUCCUGUUGUGAAGGCAAUCAUUUGUUGUUGUUGUUAAAGUGCUGUCCUGAUCUGAAUGGCUAUCCUUAUGCAAAGAAGUUAAAUUACUGAAUGACUUGAAAAUGCUGCAUGGACUAUUCUCUGAAGUUCAAGAUAUUUUCAGAGUUAGGGUUUUAAAUUAAAUUUGUUUAUUUAUUUGUUUAUUUAUUAAUUUAUUUAUUGAUUGAUUUUAACAAGGAUAUAUCUCAGAUGCUUGCCUUUUGUGUAUAUUUAAAAUGUCUUUUGAAGGAAUCUAUCUCUAUUUUUAUGCACAUCUGUAAUACAGCGCUUGAUUACCUCUAUUUUUAUUGUUUUAUUCUUGAAAAAGAAGUAUUUUAUUAUAUCACAUGAGUAUGCUGGUUUUAUAAUUCCUGCAUGUAUGUAUCAUAAAAGCCAAAUAGUAUUGUGUUUCUCUAUAAUGACGUCACUGUGAGCCUAAUUGACAGUCACAUCCAUACAUGCUGACUGCUGCUAUACCUGAACACUAGUCAGGGGACUUUACUUGAAUGCUGAGUGAAGUCUAUAAAGACUGAGCAAAACUGCCUGAUUAAGGCUACUGCACUGUUGGACUGAAUAUCAAAUUAAAAGCUAUAUUGCUAUGACGUUUC
Clupea harengus (Atlantic herring) is the source of this 2592-nucleotide messenger RNA. RefSeq names its product solute carrier family 2, facilitated glucose transporter member 11-like. Bases 186 to 1937 code for a protein of 583 amino acids. The record is from RefSeq and is a predicted model, not a curated record. NCBI's taxonomy places the organism in Eukaryota, Metazoa, Chordata, Actinopteri, Clupeiformes, Clupeidae. The transcript has a single exon.